AAUAAUCCUGCUGAUUAGCAUAUGAGAACACUCAGAGGUGAAGGUCCUUUGAUCCCGUUGACUGACGGGCGGAGUAAUGACUGUGAUGAUGUGUCGGUGCUGCGCAGCAGGAAGUAACUCUCCCGGCUUCCUGCUGCGACCUUUCCUCUGACCUCACCUCCUCCCUCCUGCUUCCUCCCUUCCUCCUCCUCCUCCUCGUGGAGAAGGAGAGUUGAACAUGAGGAGCAGUGAAGCUUCGUUCUCCAGCUGCAGACCCGGUGAGACAGAUCAUUUCAUGUUUUACCGUUUUCUCUACCGACUCACAUGAAAGCAACAGACUGAAAGAGGUCAGUUGUUCUUCUCGUCAGUUAAACUCAGAACCGAACCCACCGGAUCCUGAACCAGUUCCAGACUUCCUGUUCCUUCCUGUUUGAGUUGAUCUUCUAGAACUGAGAUAAAACUUUGACAGUUUGUUGUGACAGCUUCUCAUUCGAAGUCGUAACUGAGUUUAACUUCUGUCCUCGUCCACGUUGAAAGCUCCUGAAGCUUUAAAACUCAUGAGCUCAGUUUGUUAACAGAACAUUGAAUUAUGAAGCAAACGAUUGGUCCACGUCCCAUCUGCCAACAUGGAGGAGAUGGAGUUGGUGACCUGUCCUGAAGCAAGUACCAAGAAGGUGAUGGAGCCGUCAGGUCGUCCAUCUUUAUUCAGCGUGCAGGAAGUGACGCAGCAGGUUCAGUCCACACAGGAAGUCUUUACCAUCCGGUUCAGAUCUGGAUCAACUGUUCACACUGAAAAUAAGAGAUGAAAUGAAAAGGGUUUGAACCUGAGGAGGAUUUAGUUUCUGUGGUUUGGUCUCAAGUUAGAGUUGAACAAUGAGAGCUCUGUUCUGUGUGUGUACGUGUGUUAUCAGUGUGUGUGUGUGUGUGUGUGUGUGUGUGUGAGUGUGUUUGUGUGCGGGUGUGUGUGUGUGUGUGUGUGUGGAGGCAGGUUGAGCUUCACGCUGCUCUUUCCUCAGUUUUCUGCAGAUCAACAUGACGGAAACACACAGAGUGACAGGAGCGACUAGGAGGAGAUGGGGGGUUCCACAGCGGAGUGUGGCUGAGGGGAGCAAAGCCAGCGUCCAAUCAGCUGAUCCCGAGGAUCACAGACGUCUGGUGGUUCCCUUCAGAGGUCACAUCUCUGGUGGGAUGGAGCCGGGGAAGAAGCUGGUGGUGGUGGGCGUGGUCGACUCCCGCCCUGACAGGUUCUACGUGGCCCUGACAUGUGGCCGCGGGACGUCCGGGGAGCCUCCGCCCGAUGUGGCCCUGGAGCUCUGCGUUCGAUUCCCAGACCGACAAGUGCUGCGGCGGGCGUGUGUGUCCGGGUCCUGGGGAGACGUGGACACAUCGGUUCCCUUCUUCCCCUUCAUCCGGGAGCAGCCGUUCAAGAUGGAGAUCCGGAGCGAGCGGAGCCGGUUCCGUGUCUUCGUGGACGGACAGAAGCUGUUUGACUUUCACCACCGACUCCCGGCGCUCGGCGAGGUCGACACGCUGUGGGUCAAAGGUCACGUCAGCGUCACCAAACUGGCGUGAGGGGGCGUCGCUGUCGAACACGAUCGACCAGGACGCGUCAUGUGAUGGUUCACACGGAGCAGAGCUUCUGAAAGUGACUGAGUUUAUUUACUUUAUUACAUUUACCUGAAGGUUUAGUUUCCUUUCAAACUGAGAUUUAGACACAGAAAACAAAAGGACCUAUGAAAUAUGAUGAUUUACUUUUGUUUAAAUUACAAACUACAAAAAUUUGUAAGUUUUAUGUGAUGAUUAAAUAUUUUUCUUGUUAAGUAUUUGAAUCCGUUUAGAUUUUGAGCUCCAGAUUAUCCACUGGACAAAUUCUUUAAUGUGAUUAAUGUAUAUUUAUAUAUAUAUUUUAAAAUAAAAUUAUACAAAAAUCAA
Messenger RNA from Pleuronectes platessa (European plaice), 1911 nucleotides. RefSeq names its product galectin-related protein. The transcript has 5 exons. Gene Ontology annotation, molecular function: carbohydrate binding. The record is from RefSeq and is a predicted model, not a curated record. The coding region runs from base 1012 to 1551 and encodes 179 amino acids. Lineage: Eukaryota; Metazoa; Chordata; Actinopteri; Pleuronectiformes; Pleuronectidae.